Molecule: messenger RNA, 1269 nt
Organism: Hibiscus syriacus
Lineage: Eukaryota; Viridiplantae; Streptophyta; Magnoliopsida; Malvales; Malvaceae
Product: E3 ubiquitin-protein ligase RGLG4-like
Exons: 11
Coding region: 16-1230 (404 amino acids)
Source: RefSeq, a predicted model, not a curated record
GAAGAAGAUGGUGAGAUGGGUAAUUUUCUUGCUAAACGGAAGCGGAAGCGGCUGCAAUUUCCUUCUUACGGAGGGGGAGAGGAAGAGGGAAGCACUGCUCAAAUCAAUAAUAAUGAUCGUCGUAAAGCCUCCCAGCUACAAAGAAAGCAAUCUGUAAAGCAGAAAUAUAGGUUUAUAGCAGAUAAUUUCUCAACCCUUGAUCAGGUUACAAAAGCUUUAAGGGAAGCUGGUUUAGAGUCAUCUAAUGUGAUACUUGGAAUCGAUUUCACGAAAAGCAAUGAGUGGACAGGCAAGGUAUCAUUCAACAACCGGAGUCUACAUGCAAUUGGUGAUACGCCAAAUCCCUAUGAGCAAGCCAUCAUGAUAAUUGGAAAGACCCUGGCUCCUUUCGAUGAAGACAACUUGAUACCUUGUUUUGGCUUUGGUGACGCUACCACACAUGAUACAGAGAUUUUUAGCUUCCACAGCGAUCAUUCAUCUUGCCAUGGAUUUGAGGAAGUCUUAGAUUGUUACAGAAAGAUUGUUCCAAACUUGAGGCUAGCUGGACCGACUUCUUACGCGCCAGUAAUUGAUGCUGCUGUUGACAUUGUUGAAAACAGUGGUGGCCAGUUCCAUGUGUUGGUUAUUGUUGCAGAUGGUCAGGUCACACGAAGUGUCAAUACACGUGAUGGAGAGCUGAGUCCACAAGAAGAGAAAACCAUCGGUGCAAUUGUUAAUGCAAGCUUAUACCCACUAUCGAUUGUUUUGGUUGGUGUUGGUGAUGGACCUUGGGAUGAUAUGAAGAAAUUCGACGAUAUGAUUCCGUCUCGCGACUUCGACAACUUCCAGUUUGUUAACUUCACUGGGAUUAUGACUAAGAAUACAAGUCAAAAGGAGAAGGAAACUGGAUUUGCUCUUGCUGCUCUCAUGGAGAUCCCUUUACAGUACAAAGCAUGCAUGGAACUUGGCAUUCUUGGACAACGAACCAGAAAAGCCAAGAAAAUAGUUCCACGGCCUCCUCCAGUUUCCUACCGUCGACCUGCUCUGCCCAAACUCAUACCAAGCAAUGCCUCGGCAUCACCGGCGGUUGCAUCAGAUGAUCAGCAGUCUGCAUGCCCAAUAUGCCUAACGAAUACAAAGGACUUGGCCUUUAAUUGUGGGCAUAUGACUUGCAGGGAAUGUGGGCAAAGAGUGUCUAAUUGUCCAAUCUGCCGUCAAAGGAUUACUAAUCGUCUUAGGCUGUUCACUUGAUCUUCAUAAUACAGUCUUCCAAGGGUUGAUUUCAGAGUU